AUGGCGUACUACCCGGACUGGGCGGCGCCCGCGUUCCCGCCGGAGAAGAUCGACUUUGGGCGGUUCGACUGGAUCGACUUCGCGUUCGCGGUGCCCGACCAAACAUACAACUUGACGUGGGACGGCUCGGAUGAGGCGCAGGAUCUGCUCGGGCGAUUGGUGACUACGGCGCACGAUAGCGGCGCGAAGGUGAAGCUGAGUGUCGGCGGGUGGACGGGCGGCCAAUACUUCUCUCCGGCCGUGUCUGAUGCGCAGAGCAGGGAAACGUUCGCGAACAACAUCCGCGCGUUCUACGACGCGUUCGGGCUUGACGGCGUCGAUAUCGACUGGGAGUACCCCGGCCAGGCGGGGAACAGCGGGAACGCCGUCUCACCCGACGAUACAGCGAACUUCCUGUCGUUUCUGCAGCUUCUCCGGACCACGCUCCCGCCCGAUGCGAAGAUGAGCGCAGCCGUGCAGACCGUGCCCUUCGCAGAUGCGAACGGCAAUCCGCUCACUGACGUCUCCGCGUUCGCACAGGUGCUCGAUUGGGUCCUGAUCAUGAACUACGAUGCAUGGGGUUCAUCGAAUACCCCCGGCCCCAACGCGCCCCUCAGCGACGCGUGCCACAACUCGACGCAGCCCACUGCGAGCGCCGCGGCUGCCGUAAAAGCGUGGACUUCCGCAGGCUUCCCCGCCAGCCAGCUCGUGCUCGGGGUUCCCGCGUACGGGUACAUAUCGCAAACGAGCGCGACGCGCCUCCGCCAACGAUCGGCGCCUCCUCGUCGGCGCGCGCAUCGCCGGCGUCUGCGCAACCGGCACCGCGCUCGAUCGUCGCUCCUGCAGUGGACGGACGCAGACACGGACGCUUCAACGUCAACGCCCCCGAUUAUGGCCACGAACGAGGACGGAAGCGCAGCCAACGGGCAGGUGCAGUUCCGCGCACUCGUGGCGCAGGGCAUCCUCCAGUACACGCCGCAAGAGCCGUACGACGGCCAGUCGGGGGACGCAAGCCCGGACGGGAGCAGCUCGCCCACGCGCUACCUCGCGAACGGGAGGGAGAUCGACAGCGUGUACGACGGAUGGAGCGGGUUCACGCGGGAGUGGGACGCGUGCUCGAGCACGCCGUUCUUGCGGUCGGGCGCGGCGGACCAGGUCGUGACCUACGACGACCCGCUCUCGCUGGGGAUGAAGGCGGCUUUUGCGCAGGGUGUCGGGAUGUUGGGCGUGAAUAUGUUCGACAUCAGUGGAGACACGGACCAGUGGGACUUGACGGAUGCGGUCAGGAAGGGGUUGGGUCGGGACUGA
Molecule: messenger RNA, 1287 nt
Organism: Fomitopsis serialis
Lineage: Eukaryota; Fungi; Basidiomycota; Agaricomycetes; Polyporales; Fomitopsidaceae
Product: glycoside hydrolase superfamily
Exons: 4
Coding region: 1-1287 (428 amino acids)
Biological process (GO): chitin catabolic process; carbohydrate metabolic process
Cellular component (GO): extracellular region
Molecular function (GO): chitin binding; chitinase activity
Source: RefSeq, a predicted model, not a curated record